UGGUCUGGGUCUGUGAACUUCAGCGUGACUUCUACGACAUACACAGGGGUUAAAAACAACUAUUUCCAAACUUUCAACUGCAUCAAUCCUGCGAAAAUACUACUCAGGAAUAUCAAGCCUGAUAUGUUCGGCUUAAGGUUUUAAAUAAUGCCAUUUGCCACAUUGUUUUAAGUAAAAGGCAAAAUAUACUAGGUAUAUUUAUCAGUUUAUUGUCUUUAAUAUCUGUUACAUUGUAGCCUAUCUUGAGCACUCGAAAACUUCCCAUAACUAAAUUGAAGUCCGUUUUUUUUAAUAGAUUGCAUUGCAGUCGAUUCAACAUUUUGCCUAUAGUGAAAUACAAAAAUGUCGUUCUAAUUUCCCCAAGGACAAAACAUAAGAGAGACGACGCAUAGCUGCGACUGGUAAUGAUCACCGUAGGUAACAUAAUGUCCGGGGCUCAGGGCUACCAUGUCAGGUAUUAACAGAGCGAGCGUGAUUAAAUGUGGGAGGUAGGAGCUGCGAGGCUGGCGGAGAGCGCUGCUGCCGCUGCGAGCUGGAAACUACUGAAUGGGAAUCUAUCCGGCAACUUCGGCAGACCGCUGUCUCACGGCGAUACGGAGGCUCUGCGUAAAACCAAGCGGCGCGUCUCCAAGUCUGGGUCAGCCCAACUCACUGACGGAGAGGACGCUGAAGUUGGAUCAGGCGAACAGCUUUUCACUUGUUACCGACGCUCGGCUCCCACUAACAUGCCUGCCAUCAAAAAGGAGAGGCUGGAUGGAGACGACAUGGCAUUGACUGCGUUCAACCAGUCCGAAUACCUGGCCCCUUUAAAUGCCACCACUAUCCCCGUGGUGACCCCGCACCCACCGCCCUACGACCAUAUUUUCGCCCAUCACCGCGCGUAUUUGGGGCUCCACGACUCGGCGCUGCAUCACCAGCACCUCCACCAUCACACGGACGACUUAAUGCUGGAAAGGUUCUCCUCCAUCCCCGACUUUCAGCCCUUCUUCGACAACGGGGAACCGUGCAUCGAGGUGGAGUGCGGGGAAAACAAGGCUUUGCUUUAUAUCAAUAAAUUGUGUCAAGGUAGUAAGGGACCCUCAAUUAAAUACCGGGGCGAGUGGCUCACCCCCAACGAGUUCCAGUUUGUCAGUGGACGAGAGACUGCCAAAGAUUGGAAACGGAGUAUAAGACACAAAGGAAAAAGUCUCAAGACUCUUAUGUCCAAAGGAAUCUUACAGGUGCACCCUCCGAUCUGUGACUGUCCCGGCUGUCGAAUUUCAUCUCCAGUGAACCGCGGGCGCUUGGCUGAGAAACGAACCAUCCCCCUCCCCCCAAACCGGGUGCCCAAGAAGGAGCUGGCCUCCAUCUUCAGCAGUGACGACAGUGAAGGCAGCGAGCGGGCCAGUGGGGACCAUGCCCACAUCAAACAGGAGGACGAGUUGCAUUACAGUAUCAUGAGAAAGAGUCGUGACGGUGACCUCUCUACAAUCAUCUCCAACCUGCACCACACCAGACAGCACGGCAUGCCAGAGGGCGAGUCAGCCUCCGACCACAACACCAGUACUGGACACACAGAGAACUGUCCCACCCUCCACCCCUACUGUCCCCUCCAACCGGCCCUCACAUCGCCUUAGGACAUCACCUGCGGCCCCCUUUCCUGGGCAUGCCCUCUGCCCUUUGCCAAGCCCCCGGUUAUGGUUUCCUUCAACCAGCCCAAGCUGAGCUCUUUGCCCGGCAACAGGAGAUGCUGCGGAAGCAGAAUCUGGCCAGACUUGAGAUGUCGGCGGAGCUGCUGAGACAGAAAGAGUUGGAGAGUCUGCACCAUCGGCAGCAGCAGCAUCGUCUGCUGGGCUCCGACCAUUUAGGAGUUCUACCCCCUGGCCUCCCCCCCGACCAUCCAGCCCUGCGGAGCCUCCACGACAUCCCAGAAGGCCAUCCGCUCCGCGAGGAGCUGGCCCGACGCUCAAAUGCAAUGUUGGUGCUUCGCCAUGGGGCCUCCACCCCCCUACUCACCCUCAACCACCACCACCAGCAUCAACAGCCAGGGCCCCCGUCCACACCCAAAGACUCCCUCGCACAGAGAUCCACUGCUGGGCCAGAAGCUGAAUCCAGGAAGCCCCCCCGCAGGGCCCCCCAGACGCCGCUCCAUGCUGGGGAUCACGCAGGAGGAAGAGAGGACAGAGGGAGGGAGGGAGACAGGGAGGGGCAGGAUGAGGAGAUGAAGGACUCAGACAGUGAAACAGAGAUGUGUGAGGAGAGGGAGGACAGCGCCGGGGCCAGGUCCAGCAGUAAACCCAGAGACACAGAGGGGGGGAGAGAGAGAGGCAGCAAGGGAGUGAGUGCCAAAGACCCUGCAGAGAGCUCCAGCAGGCUGAGCCCCCCGUGCGGUUCAGCAGGUACAGAGUCUCCCAGCAGGCACCUCUUCACCCCCGGACUGGGCAAGGCUGACGUCAAGUACCACCUGCCACCAGGCUUCAUGCCCCCCCUGCCUGCUCUGCACGCCCAGUCUCUGCCCUUCGGAUUCCCCUACACCAACCCCUACUUCCACACGGGCUCUGUGGGAGGUCUUUUCAUGGAUGGAGAGGACUCGGCCACAGCGAACCCUGUGGAGGACAUCAGCAAGUGGAGUGUGGAGGACGUGUGCGGCUUCAUAAGCAGCCUGGCUGGGUGUGCUGAAUACACACAGGUGUUUCGGGAGCAGGCCAUUGAUGGAGAGACAUUACCGUUACUCACGGAGGAGCACCUGCUCACCACCAUGGGACUAAAGCUGGGGCCGGCGCUCAAGAUCCGCUCACAGGUGGCGCGGCGUGUUGGCAGGCUUUUCUACAUGACUGGAUUCCCGCUAGCUUUCCCAUUUCCGCCUUCUGCUGCACUGCGCCCCCCUGAACGUGAUCGGGACCCUAUUACAACGCCAUCUGACACGCCCCUACCUCUCUCUUUGUCCCUGCCCUGCAGACCCACCUCCACCAGCAGCAGCUCUUCUCCAUAUCGUGGCCCCACCCCAGGGUGCUCUUCACCCAAGCAGGAAAAUGGCUCCGUGGUCAUGGGGAGAUACGAGGCCAAAACUCCUUCGUAGGAGAGGACAGGCAGGGGAGGGGAGGGGAGACCUGCCUCACACUCACCUGACCCGGAGAGAUCUCUGCCAGACCCCCCCACCUUGGGACCUUUAUGCUGAACUUGAGGGGGCAAUAUUGGACUGGAAUAACAGACAUUUGAAGCGUAUCCGACAAACCAAUCAGCCUCUGAGCUCCUCUGCGGUGGCUGUAGCCGAGCAGAAUCCAAACAAACUGGGUUGGAAGGGAGACACGUGAAGCGACAGAGGAACAGAGGAAAGGGAGACAGCUGGUCACAGACAGCCUGCCAAAAAAAAGGAGCGAAGCUCUGCCACAAAUGUGACAUUCUUGCAAGUCAGACAGUCAGACGCUGGAGGAAACUCUUCCUUCCUGGGCUGGAGGAAGCUCUUGUCUUUCUCACCACUAGCCCUGUAGAACCCAGGAAUUAAAAAGAGACGCUGUUCCCCUUUUUUCCUCUCCCUCCUUCCCUUCGCCUGUUUCCUGAGGCCAGACAGCAGCGUGGAGCAGAGGCUGGAGUUAAAGCAUAUGCUGAGCAGCACUCGACCAGCUCCCUCUUAUCACUGCAACUAUGCAUUCCACUGUCCCGAUACCAAAGAUGACCGGAUGUGUGGAAUUGAAACCAUGUUUCACAACGUGUCUGCUUCUUUCUGCAUUAAUGGUCUCAGAGAAAGACUGGUCCAACAGGGAAGUGCUAGGCCAGCACCUCACGCCAUGGUCUGUGUUCGAGGUGACACAGCUGUCAUUUACUGACCAAUAAAGGCUUAAACAUUUUGGUGAAAUGGAGAAGCCUCAAUGGCGACUUGCGCCAUUGAAUGCUCGUGUUGACUACUGUGGGAGGUAGGAUAAACAUGCAAAAUUGUACAGAAUCAUGCUUAAAGAUGAAAAUAUCCUGAAGGUUACAUACGUGGUACUUUUACUUUUUGUUAAAUGUAGUUGCACGAAAAAGGUUUUCUUUACUAAAGAAAAAUGUGACUUGCUGAACUUUGGUACUUUUGUUCAUACUCUUGUUUUGCCAUUUCUAAAAGUGUAAUAUUAAAAUAUGUUCCAAUCUCAAAUGCUACUUCAGCAUAUAAAUGAGGGAAAAAAAUAUUUAUAGGACUUUUGAUGUAGUAGAUAAAGCAGAUUAUAAUAUGUAUUAUAAUUAGCCCUUAAGAUGGAUCCCAAAGAUACUUUUACUUUGUUUUCUCUUGGUUGCAGGGAAGACAAAGGCACAAAGCUCUUAACGCAAAUGUUUUGAAUUUGUUUUUUUUCUUUCUACGCAAGCAAUGAAUAAAAAAAAAAAAUGGUCUCUAGAUUUCCCUUCAAAAGUUUUGUCUUCAUUCUAUUUUUCUAUUCACCACACAGGUGAAAUAAAUCCUACAGAAAUUCUC
Molecule: messenger RNA, 4426 nt
Organism: Gymnodraco acuticeps
Lineage: Eukaryota; Metazoa; Chordata; Actinopteri; Perciformes; Bathydraconidae
Gene: samd11
Product: sterile alpha motif domain containing 11
Biological process (GO): positive regulation of transcription by RNA polymerase II
Molecular function (GO): DNA-binding transcription activator activity, RNA polymerase II-specific; protein binding; RNA polymerase II cis-regulatory region sequence-specific DNA binding
Source: RefSeq, a predicted model, not a curated record